AUGACUGUGAUGACGGAGGUGCGCUCCAGGCGCCCCCUAUCGGAACAAUAUUGCAUACCGUCCACCUUUAUCCGGUCAAUAUGGCGGCGUACACUAUCCUUCAAGAAGAGGAAGUCCGAGGACCGGUUUGCUGGCUACAAGGGAGUCAGGGACAUCACUAUCAAGAAGGGUCCAUCAGGUCUGGGCAUCAUGAUAAUCGAGGGUCGUCACACGGAGGCCGGGCGCGGUAUCUUCGUGUCAGACCUGCAGGAAGGCAGCGCUGCAGAACAGGGAGGUCUACAGAUCGGAGACAUGCUGCUGGCUGUGAAUAGGGACUCCUUGUUGAACUGCAGUUAUGAUGCUGCGGCUGCCAAGUUGAAGCAGACGGAGGGAGUAGUGGUCCUCACAGUGUGCACUCCGAACCUCAAGGAGCCAGGCGAGGAGUCCCCAGCUACUGCAACCACCCCAGGAACACCUAGUGGUGCUGAUGGUCCAGGUGGAGCGUCUCGACCAGCGAGUCGUGCAGCACAGAACGACGCCGCCAGUCGACCACACACACCGCGACCCAUACCUUCACCUGUUAAAGUGGAACCACCACCAGACCCGUCCACAGCACCGAUCAUCCCUAACGUGGACACGGUGAUAGAGAUCAACUCCGCUAACGAAGUGCUCGGGGUGUUACUACUCGGAGGCAGCGAUACCCUAAUCAAUGGUGCAUCUGCGAUCAUCUUAGACAUAUACAAGAACGGUGCGAUAGCCAAGGACGGGAGGCUGAAGGUUGGAGACCAGAUCCUGGAGUGUAAUGGAGUAGCCAUCACCAAGGAAAUGGCACACGAACGACUCUGCCUUUCUAUCAAGCAGAAAACUGCUAAGCUAAAAAUGACAGUCCACCGACCAGAACCGCUGAAGUACGAGGAGGUGGAAAUAGACCUCACCCGCAAGGCAGGGAAGGCGCUCGGACUCACCUGUGUAGCACCUGUACAGGCACCCGGCGUCUAUCUGGGACAACUUUUACCCGGUACCCCAGCAGAGUUAGACGGUCGAAUCCAACGCGGAGACUUCAUCAUAACAGUGGACGGUAAGGAUGUAUCCUCUGCUGAUCUUCUAGGAGUCGCAGCCGUUCUCAAGCUCUGCGGGAACAAAGCUACCAUCAAGGUCAAGCGGUUCAAGACAGUUAGGUAA
Molecule: messenger RNA, 1161 nt
Organism: Spodoptera littoralis (African cotton leafworm)
Lineage: Eukaryota; Metazoa; Arthropoda; Insecta; Lepidoptera; Noctuidae
Source: the annotation of a GenBank genome assembly